CAAAUUUCCAAUAAUAAAACCAGGGAAAACUUUUUUUAGUUCCAAGUUGCCUGGUGGUGACUGAAAAUAACCAAAUUAAACCUUCCCCACUAGUAACAAAAGAAAAAGAUCAAAACCCUUCUCACUUGGUUUUUUCUUAAGAAAGGAGAGAGAGCGAGAGAAAAAAGAGAGUUUUCAGAGCGAAUCUUGCAAACCCCAUAUUAUUAAGAGCUCAGAAAGUGAGAUAAAAAUGUGGUGAUGGGCCUGAUGGCAAUGGUAACGGUUUCCUCCUUAUAUACUCUUUCUUCUUCUUCUUCUUCUGAUGAACUGAAGUACUGUUCUUCUUUCUGUUAAUCCCCCUAUCGUACGCCAAGGGUGAGGUUAGUUAGUUAUCGUACGCUCCUUGUUGUCAGAAGACUCAGAAUGCGCACCUCAGCACCUGUUUGAUGCUGUACUUGCCGUAUUUGGAGAUGCAAAGCAAAGCUAAAUCCAAAGCUCAUAACACAGAGCCUCAGACCAUCUCCUUUCCUUCUUUCCUUCUUCCUGCUUGGUUUUCAUAAUCUCAGUUAUAAUAAAAGGAGUAGAAGUGAGUGAAUGAGACUGAAAGGUAACUCAGAUAGAGAGAGAGAGAGAAAUAAAGAAAGGCUUAGAGCUACCAAAUGCUGAAAAACAAGAAAAGGGUCUCACUCAGAGACUUUCUCUCUCUUAACCCAGCAGCAAAAGUGGAAGAAAUAUAUAGAGGUUCAUAGUUCAAACACGUAACAGCGCUUGGGCGGUGGCUGGUCUUGAAGUGAUAGAGAAGAAAGACAGUGCUCUGGAUUGGAUAGGAUUUGUUGGGAGAACGAAAGAAGCAAAUCGAGAGACUUAAUUUAUCCAUUUAAUUUCUCAGACACACGACUUGUUUCAGUGAAUUGAGUGCAACACUCUCUUAGACUGGAGCUGAAGUGCAGAUUAGGGUUUCGUGCAUAAACAAAAAGAGAAGGCAACGCAUGUGAGUUCUUAUCUACUGCAAUUCCGCCCAAGAGAUAAGAUUUUGGAUUUUAUAUAUCUGGGUUUUGGAGUGUUUGUUCAUCCAUCAAGAUCAUCAUACCAAAUCCCUAAUAAGUGGUAUCAAGCAAAAGGUUGUGAUAGAGCCAAGAAAAACAAAAAAGAGGGUUUGAUACUAAAGGAGACGAAGAGCUGGCAAAUAGGUGGUGGGCUGGAAACGUUGCGUUGGGAGGAGUCGACCCGGCCUUGUCGGCGGCUCCAUCCCUUCGCCUCUGUUACCCUGAUGACGACAAUGGGGGUUUGGGUCCGCUUGGAUCAAUCAAAAGAGAGAAGGAGCUCAUGGACAACACUACCAACAACAGCAAUGGCAGCAAUAGCAACCCUAACAACCCGGAAGACGACGAGAGCAGAGACAACAACAAUAAUGACGCAGACGCCGAAGACCAAAGUGCCGGCGGCAACGAAAAUGUCGAAGGCGGCUCCGGGAGGAGGCCACGUGGGCGACCACCGGGGUCCAAGAACAAGCCGAAGCCACCCAUAAUCAUCACCAAGGAAAGUCCCAACGCUCUUCGAAGUCAUGUUCUCGAGAUCAGCAGCGGCAGCGACAUCGCCGAGAGCCUCAACACAUUCGCUCGCCGCCGACAGCGUGGGGUUUGCAUCUUAAGCGGUAGUGGUGUAGUCACCAAUGUGACCCUCCGGCAACCAUCUGCGUCAGGAGCUGUUGUAACCCUCCACGGACGCUUCGAGAUACUCUCGCUUUCUGGGGCUUUCCUUCCGCCGCCUUCGCCACCAGGAGCGACGGCGCUGGCGGUGUAUCUGGCCGGGGGACAAGGGCAGGUGGUGGGUGGGAGUGUUGUGGGUGCGUUGAUUGCGUCUGGGCCAGUCAUGGUGAUUGCCGCGACCUUUACCAAUGCGACUUACGAACGGCUGCCGCUGGAAGACGAUCCUGCCGGCGCUGCCGGAGAAGGACUGAAUUCGGGGACGACUGGUGUUCCAGUUUCUCCUCAUGGUGGUGGUUUAGCAGAUCCAUUGACAAUGCCUAUCUACAAUCUGCCCCCAAAUCUGAUGCCCAAUGGUCAGAUGCCACAGGAUGUGUAUUGGGGUAGUCCUCGUCCACCUUCAUCUUAUUGAAGCACUUCAACUACCAUGACAAUGUGACAUGGAAGUAUGGAACCAGACUAACAUCCACAGACAGAGAGAAAGAGAGAGAGAGAGAGAGAGAGAGGGAGAUAGAGAGAACUGAUAAGUGAAACCUCUCUCUUUCAUAUUCCUCUCCUUUGUUUAUUACUUUUGGGUUUUCUUGGACAUGUAACAUACAAGCAGGUGGACACUUUGUUGUUUUCAUUCCAAACAGUCUGAAUUUUGUGAAUGUGAAUCUGAGGAUGUUGUUGUUAGGUUACUCUGGCGCAUGCUACUUUGUGUUUCAUAAAGUACUUCUUCCUUUCUACAGUUUCUCUA
Molecule: messenger RNA, 2424 nt
Organism: Macadamia integrifolia
Lineage: Eukaryota; Viridiplantae; Streptophyta; Magnoliopsida; Proteales; Proteaceae
Product: AT-hook motif nuclear-localized protein 23-like
Exons: 2
Coding region: 1306-2097 (263 amino acids)
Cellular component (GO): nucleus
Molecular function (GO): minor groove of adenine-thymine-rich DNA binding; DNA-binding transcription factor activity
Source: RefSeq, a predicted model, not a curated record